Molecule: messenger RNA, 333 nt
Organism: Ostreobium quekettii
Lineage: Eukaryota; Viridiplantae; Chlorophyta; Ulvophyceae; Bryopsidales; Ostreobiaceae
Source: the annotation of a GenBank genome assembly
AUGCGGGGCAGUGUAGGGAAACGUGGGUCUGUCCAGAUCGGCAAAGACCCGGCGGAAUUCGAUCAGCGCCCAGGCGCGUCGGGGCACGACCGAACGGUAGCCUCCGCAUUCUCGGGGCUUUGGCGGCGGCAGUCGCAAUCACAAACACACGCAUCGAAAGGGGAGCCCAGUUUGCGAAAUGUGUCGGGGUGUCGACGGCUGUGUUUGCGGGAGUCGAUCGACCAGUGGUGCAGCUGCAGCCGGAAUUCAGAGACGGUGGGCUGCUCGCGGUGCGGAAGGAGGAUCGGGGUGGAGGAAUCGGGCAUCUGGAGCUUUGGGGGGAGACAGGCGUAG